Molecule: messenger RNA, 1440 nt
Organism: Clupea harengus (Atlantic herring)
Lineage: Eukaryota; Metazoa; Chordata; Actinopteri; Clupeiformes; Clupeidae
Product: hatching enzyme 1.2-like
Biological process (GO): proteolysis
Molecular function (GO): zinc ion binding; metalloendopeptidase activity
Source: RefSeq, a predicted model, not a curated record
AUGGACAGGAAACUGGCUUCCAUUCUGGUUCUGCUGCUGUGUCUGUCUCAGGCCCUGUCCCAAAUGGACCAGGAUAUGUCCAGUCCAGAGGAAAUGGAUGAGGCAGUUGACAUCUCCUCAAGAAUCCUGGACGCAAACAGAGGGAUCUCCCGGACUCUGAUGGAGGGAGAUGUGGCCAUGCCGAGGUCCAGGAACGCCAUGAAAUGCUACUCCUUCUACGACUGCAGGUGGGAAAAGUCGCCCACGGGACUUGUGGAAGUGCCGUACAACAUUAACGACUACUUCCUUUCACAUGAGAAGGUUACUAUUGAGAAGGCCAUGAACACCUUCCAUGAGAAGACCUGCAUUCGGUUUGUGCCUUACACCACUCAAGUGCACCACCUGAGCAUUGAGUCUAAGAGCGGGUGCUACUCAUCCGUCGGUAGGACUGGUGGCAAACAGACCGUUUCCCUGAACGCCUACCGGUGCCUUUACCCCGGGGUCAUUCAGCACGAGCUUCUUCACGCCCUCGGCUUCCACCACGAGCACACCAGGAGCGACCGGGACAAGUAUAUCAGAAUCAACUGGGAGCAUGUCCCAAACGGCGCUUCCAGUAACUUUGCUAAAAGGGACACUAAUAAUCUGAACACAACGUAUGACUACAGCUCACUCAUGCAUUACGGAAAAUACUCCUUUACCUCGUCUUUCGGCAAGGCUACCAUCAUCCCGAUUCCUGACCCCGAAGUCACAAUUGGACAGAGGACUGACCUGUCGGAGACGGACAUUUUUAAGCUCAACAAGAUAUACAAGUGCGAUGAACAGUAAAUCAAUGAGUGCAGAAACUGAGAACUGGGGCUGCCGAAGGCUGAGUUGACAUGUAUGUUUUUUUUUAUUAUUUAAUUUUAUAAUUUUUUUUAAAUUUAAAUUCAGAAUAUGAAAUGUAUUUAAGAGGUGUAUUAGAACAGGGGCUUUGGGAUUACUGGGGAUACAUGAUGUUAUAGACUGCCUGUCAGUGAGUUAUUCUGUCUGUUGGAAAAUAAUAAUGAUAAUAAUAAAAGAAAUUUAAUUUUCACUUUUCAAAAGGUUCGGGUAGUUAUGUUCAUCUGUCUGACUGUGAGCCUUUUCUAACAGCACAGAAAUGGAAGGGCAAGUAUUGAUUUGUGGUGUACCAAAUAGGACGUUACAGACCCUAUUUUUCAAUACUUUGUACAUCACAGCUGAACACACAAAAGAACAUGAGUACACAAAAGUACAUGUCUUAAAUGUAAACCCAGAUUAUCCACAAGAUGGCGCUCAAGACCAAAAAAAAAAAAAUCACAUAUAAAAAUCAGUCUGGAGUCAGAGAUUACAUUACAAAACCUGUAAAUGUUUAUUUUUUUUUCUUAAAAUCCAGAGCUGCAAGACAGGUCAGAAGAUGUCAGUUUUGGUAUUCUGGUAAUUUCUCUUAAGACAAUGGAGACG